Messenger RNA from Meyerozyma guilliermondii ATCC 6260, 2115 nucleotides. Its product is annotated as aminopeptidase P. The transcript has a single exon. The coding region runs from base 1 to 2115 and encodes 704 amino acids. NCBI's taxonomy places the organism in Eukaryota, Fungi, Ascomycota, Pichiomycetes, Serinales, Debaryomycetaceae. The record is from RefSeq and is a predicted model, not a curated record. Gene Ontology annotation, molecular function: metalloaminopeptidase activity.
AUGAGUAUUAGUACCAGAAGAGUCUCUCGUGCUCAGUGUGCGAACUGUACCUGUUCGCCAGGCUUGUUGUCGAGGAGCAACAGGAGAUCAUCCUGGUUUGCAAAACAGAUAAAUUUGAAGCGUGGAGGUUCCGGUCUGGGUCUGCCGGGAGGGUCCAGAAAGGGUUCAGUUUUCACUAUUGAUGCUGCCAGUUUGUGUGUGCCAGAGGUAAAAGAGACCAAUACUUCCAAGAGAUUAGAAGCUUUACGCCGUUUGAUGGCCAAACAUGACUUGGCGGUGUAUAUUAUUCCUUCGGAAGAUGAGCACCAUUCGGAAUAUGUUUCAGCAAAAGACCAAAGACGGAGUUUUAUAUCCGGGUUCCAAGGAAGCGCCGGAGUGGCUAUUGUGACAAGGGACCUCAUGUGUAUGAAUGACGUUCCUGAGGGAACCGCUGCGUUGUCUACUGAUGGACGUUAUUUCAACCAGGCUCUCAAUGAGUUGGAUUUCAACUGGCAGUUGUUGAAGCAAGGAGCAAAGGGUGAGCCCUCAUGGGAAGAGUGGACGGUUCUUCAGGCCAUCCAAGCCAGUUUGGAUUCGGGAACCACUGCUAAAAUCGGUGUUGACCCAAAGUUGAUCACAUACACCUUGUACGAGAAGAUAUCCACCGCAAUCACGUCAAAGAUUGCCCUGCUGUCACGUUUCGAAAAAGCUCGUGUUGAGCUAGUGCCAGUAACUGACAACUUGAUAGACCGACUGUGGAAGCAUUUUGAAGACUUGCCUAGUCCUCCAGAGAAUAUCAUAAAAGUAUUGGACGACAAGUACACUGGUGAAGGUAUAUCGUCUAAAUUGGACAAGGUGAUAGAAGAGAUCACUGCUCAAAAAGCAGCUGGUCUUGUUAUUUCAGCUCUUGAUGAAAUUGCCUGGCUCUUGAAUAUGAGAGGUAGUGAUAUCGAGUUCAACCCUGUGUUCUACGCCUACUUGAUUAUCACCAGCGACCGCCAAGUCACUCUCUUUGCCGAUAAUUUCCGCUUCGAUACCAAGGUCCAGUCUGUCUUGAAGUCGAACAACAUCAAGGUUGAGCCAUACGAAGCAUUUUGGCCAUCAUUAACUCGCAUGAGCUCCGAGCUCAAAUUGGACAAUAAAUCGCUCUUGACACCACAAUAUGCUUCUUGGGAAAUUGUUCGUACUCUCGACGGCGCUUCCAAACAAUCGACCAGGUCACCUGUGGAAGACUUGAAAGCCAUCAAGAACAGCACUGAGCUUGAAGGCGCCAAAUCUGCCCAUUCAAAGGACGGAAGAGCUUUGUGUCGUUUCUUUGCAUGGUUGGAAAAUGAAAUGAACAAGGGAGAGCUUAUUGAUGAGAUAGAGGCCGAUGAGAAGUUGACCCACUAUAGGUCACAAGAGAAUGGAUUUGUAGGGUUGUCAUUUGCUACUAUCAGUGCUACGGGUGCCAAUGGAGCAGUGAUACACUACAAGCCAGAAAAAGGAGCUUGCUCCACCAUAAAUCCACUGAAGAUGUACUUGAACGAUUCGGGAUCCCAAUUCUUCGAGGGCACUACUGAUACCACGAGAACAGUUCAUAUGGGACAACCAUCUGCUGAUGAAAUACGCAACUAUACAUUGGUGUUAAAGGGGAACAUUGCAUUGGGGAGUUUGAAGUUUCCAGAAGGAACUACGGGAGCAUCUGUUGAUGCAGUUGCCAGACAAUAUUUGUGGCAGUAUGGACUUGACUAUGGUCAUGGUACCGGUCAUGGCGUAGGAGCUUAUUUGAACGUUCACGAGGGCCCUAUUGGAAUUGGACCUCGUCCUAACGCUGCCACUACCACCCUCAAACCUGGACAUUUGUUGAGUAAUGAACCAGGAUAUUACGAGGAGGGAGAGUAUGGUAUUCGUAUCGAGAAUGUCAUGUUUGUCAAGGAAAGUGGCACCAGCUACAACGGCAAGAACUUUUUGGAGUUUGAGACGGUAACAAAGGUUCCGUUCUGCAAAAAAUUGAUUGACGUUUCAAUGUUAACGAAAAACGAAAAAACCUGGAUCAAUGCGUACCACCAGCAGGUUUGGAACGAAUUGAGUGGGUCGUUCGCAAAAAAUUCAGUCGAGUACAAUUGGUUGAAGAAAGAGACGAAAGCAAUUUAA